UUUUAUGGCUUUCUGCUUAUAAUGGAAGGGUCUUAAGCUUAUUCUGUUUCUCUCUCUGCUUUUAUUUUCUCUGCACUUCGUGCAUUUUAGCCUGCAAUAUUUGAAAGCAGUAAUCGAUCUUCUUUUCUUUGUCUACUCUGCAACUCUACCAAGUUUUACUCCUGUUUUCUGGCUUACACCAUUAUUUGAGCUUUAGAAGAGGCUAUCUUGAGAAGCUUUGAGUUCUGAUGUCUCCGCUGUUGCUUGGUGUGGAGGAGGAAGGGCAGACUAGGGUUUCUUCUCCAUCUGUUGAAUGUAUCUCCCAAAAUGGCUUGGGGAUAAGGGAGUGGAAUUAUCUUGGAUUAUCAGAUUUUUGUUCAGUUGACAGCUCCGGUGUCCCGGAUGAUAAUGGGAAUAACCUGAAUUUGAAAGCCACAGAGCUGAGGCUUGGUCUUCCUGGAUCCCAGUCCCCUGAGAGAGAAACUGAGCUUUGCUUUCUAAACUCGGGAAAACUUGAUGAGAAGACACUGUUUCCUCUACUUCCUUCUAAAGAUGGAAUCUGCUCAUCAUCCCAGAAAAGUGUUGUUACUGGAAACAAAAGGGGAUUCUCUGAGGUGAAAGGCACCAUAUACACUGAAAAAAAAUGGAUGGGUUCUGGAGCUGUUCCGGAUUCUCAAUAUCUGCAACCUGUGUCACAUGGAAAAUACUCUGUAGCUCAAGCAUCUGUAAAGAAAGACGGGCCUGCAAAUGAGAUACAAGAACAGCCUUGCACCAGUAAUGGAACCAAAGUCAACCGAACUGACAUUUCUAACAACAGCAGUGCACCUACUGCCAACAGGGCUCAGGUUGUUGGUUGGCCUCCAAUAAGAUCAUUUAGGACUAAAACACUGACCACUUCUUCAAAAAACAAUGACGAAGUUGAUGGAAAACCGGGACCUGGUACUCUUUUUGUCAAGGUCAGUAUGGAUGGAGCUCCUUAUCUGAGGAAGGUAGAUUUGAGAAUGUAUUCAACUUACCAGGAACUGUCUUCUGCUCUUGAGAAGAUGUUCAGCUGUUUCACCCUUGGUCAAUGUGGGGCUCAUGGUACUCCUGGGAAGGAAAUCUUGAGUGAGAGCAAGUUGAAGGAUCUUUUGCAUGGAUCGGAAUAUGUGCUUACAUACGAGGAUAAAGAUGGUGACUGGAUGCUGGUUGGGGAUGUUCCAUGGGAGAUGUUUAUUGAAACAUGCAGGAGGCUGAAAAUAAUGAAGAGUGCUGAUGCGAUCGGAUUAGCUCCUAAAGCAAUGGACAAGUCCAAGAAAGACUGUUAGAUAAAUUCUGAUGGCGAAAAUUGAAGCUGAAAAUUCCUUAUUGUGGAGUAAACUAAGAUAAUUGAGACCAGAAACUUGCAGGGUACCUGGUGCAGAAAGAAAAGUUCGUUUCAUAUUCCAAUCUCAUCCAUGUUGUGAUUGCACUUUAUGUUUGUCACAAGUUUAUGAUAAUUGUUUUAUCAAAAAAAAAAAAAAAAGAAUAGUGAUAAUAGGAGGCUUUAAUGUUUAGAUGUACCGAAUUUCGUUGGAUGUGUGUUUAAUCGUAAAAUUAUGUCUUGUUGAUGAGGUAUUUGGUAAAUGUUAUUCUCAUUUCAAAGAUACUGGUUUUAUCAAAA
Molecule: messenger RNA, 1621 nt
Organism: Gossypium raimondii (Peruvian cotton)
Lineage: Eukaryota; Viridiplantae; Streptophyta; Magnoliopsida; Malvales; Malvaceae
Product: auxin-responsive protein IAA9
Exons: 7
Coding region: 228-1286 (352 amino acids)
Biological process (GO): regulation of DNA-templated transcription
Cellular component (GO): nucleus
Molecular function (GO): protein binding
Source: RefSeq, a predicted model, not a curated record